AUGAAAUACUUAUCCUUUGCUGUGAAGAUCCGUCUUGUCUCUUCGAUUAUUUAUGGGAAAGUAAACUUCAGGAGCUCUGUCUAUACAUUACCAAAGAGUUUCUAUGCAAUAUUGACUCUCUUUGUGCCUCGUUUCUAUGGAGUAAUAAAUCCUUUCCAUCUCGAGGUGCAAGAGUUGCUUGGAAGGAUAUCUGCAUGCCAAAGGAGGGGGGGGGAUCUAGGAAUAAGAUUGUUGGAAGAUUUUCAAGUGGUGUUUCAGCUCAAGCAUGCUUGUAAGUAUUUCACUAAUGCUGACUCUCUGUGGGUGAGGUGGUUAAAAUCGAAUGUUUUCCACUGGAGACCUUUCUGGUUAAUGGAGGAUUCAAACAGGUUGUCAAAACCAGUGCGGAGUAUGUUGGGAGAUACAUGGCCUCAUCAGCUGCGGCUUAGGCUGACUGCAACAGUUGCUGAAGUUAUCAGAAAUGGAUCUUGGAAUCUCCCUUCAGCAAGAUCACAACAAUCUGAACUGCUGCAAAUUGCUCUUACUGAGAUUCAACCUUCAAAUUCAGAGCUCAGAGAAGAUUUGUUUCUCUGGAUCCAGUCAAAUGGCUCCUUUGGUUCUACUUUCUCCUCCAAGACAACAUGGGACUUAGUUAGACACUCAUCUCCACCUCAGCAGUGGCAUAAGGUUAUCUGGUUCAAGGAGCAUAUCCCUAGAAACUCUUUCAUUGCUUGGCUAGCUCUUCUUCGUCGACUGCUAAAACGUGAUCGGUUGAGGCGCUGGGGGAUGAAUCCGACCUGUCGAUCCAUUCACGGUGUCGCUUCAACGGUUGAGCUGCUCCAAGAGGUGACCCUCAACCACAAACGCCGGGAUCUCGAAAUUCUGACUCUCACCAUUGUCUUCGUAGACUCCAUUGACGCAUUGCCGUCACAGAAUGACCUAGAGCACCAAACAAACCUAAAGAUUCAUCCUGUCAAGACCAGAUAA
Raphanus sativus (radish) is the source of this 966-nucleotide messenger RNA. RefSeq lists its product as uncharacterized. Bases 1 to 966 code for a protein of 321 amino acids. The record is from RefSeq and is a predicted model, not a curated record. Lineage: Eukaryota; Viridiplantae; Streptophyta; Magnoliopsida; Brassicales; Brassicaceae. The transcript is spliced from 3 exons.